AGAGUUCCUGCAAGUCAGUUGUAAUAUUAGAACCAGACACUGUAACUGAAGUACCGAUACUCCGUUAGUAAUCAACUUAGGAGACAUGGCCUCAAAAUCAGCUGUCUUUGUUUUGUUUUUGGUAGUUGUUGCAGUAGCAGCCCCAACAGCAGUAGCACAAUUGGGGAUCGUAGGUGGUCUGCUGGGUCUGAUCCGCAUUCAGGGGACUGUGUUUUGCUCUAUCAAUGGCGCUGUAGCUGUCAAUGGUACUGCCUGCCCGGUCUUCCCCAAUGCUCUGGUACAACUACGGUGUGGAUCUGGAAAUGUGGUUUCGAGUACAACGACUAAUGGGUCGGGAGCGUUCACGAUGCUGUUGGAUCCCCUACAAACGCUGCUCUCUUCACUCUUGUCCGACUGCAAUCUAGUUGUUGGCACACCACUCGCCACCUGCAACGCUGCGCUUCCCGGUCUGGGGGUAUUGCGCUCGCCCUUGCAGUUGAUCGGAAACACUAUUGCUGGCCUCCUUAAUGUUGUCAACAUUGCUCCAACUGGGUUCCUAUUGGUUCCUUCAGCUUGAUCAGCACAUAAAUACUAGCAUAAAUAAGCUGAUCAAGACCAGUACUGCCGCUUUUUAAUUAAGUAACCGAAUAAGGCCAUUUGUACCAAUGACAAGAUUAUAGUAUUAAUUACUUACCUAAAUUAAGUCGUCCUAAGAAUUGUCGCUUUUCUUAUUGCGAGGUUGUCACCAAAACUGUAAACUUCUUUACGAAGCAGUUCUGCUGUAAUUAAGGAAUAAAUUAAGCCUUCUACCAAAA
Molecule: messenger RNA, 794 nt
Organism: Carya illinoinensis
Lineage: Eukaryota; Viridiplantae; Streptophyta; Magnoliopsida; Fagales; Juglandaceae
Product: phylloplanin-like
Exons: 2
Coding region: 86-556 (156 amino acids)
Source: RefSeq, a predicted model, not a curated record